Molecule: messenger RNA, 2602 nt
Organism: Nasonia vitripennis (jewel wasp)
Lineage: Eukaryota; Metazoa; Arthropoda; Insecta; Hymenoptera; Pteromalidae
Product: zinc finger protein 341
Exons: 10
Coding region: 235-2346 (703 amino acids)
Source: RefSeq, a predicted model, not a curated record
CAUUCGCAUCGCGAUUUUUAUUAUUCUAUAUUCUAUAUAGGUAUCUUCUUCGCGCGGCGAGGAGCCUUUGUUGGUACUUUGACAACGGUGUCACUGCGGCCGACGCGCACAAUAUCUUCGCCUUUGUUCAUAAAUUUUGUCUAUAUUUGUCAGGAUCACGAUGUGUCUGUCGAGGAUCAUCCGGUGUCGCAUCCGGUGAAGACGAUUUGUAAAACAGUAAGCCAGCAGUAGACAAUGGCGCAGUCAAUCUUCGAUGCUCUGUCGGGUGUUUCUUUGGACGGCUCGACAGUUCAAUCUCUAUUAGAGUCUCAGACACUGAUCAGCGAAGUUGAGCAGUCAGCAAUAGAUCAAGAUGAAGAGGAUAUAUUUCAAUGCGGCAAGUGCAAAAGCCAGUUCACAUCGUUGCACUUGUUUGUACUUCACAAAAGAGAGCAUACUAAGGUUCAGGAGCAAACUGUAGAUUUAAGUCAAUAUUUAGUGAGCAAUGACAGCCCUGUUGUUCAGACUGAUGAUAACUGCCAAGAUGGUACUCAGUACAAUCCUGAGGAUGAUUUUGAUCAGACUCAUCAACUUGGGGAGCCAAUCAUUUUGGAGGAGAAUGAUAUACUUUUCAGCAUGGACCAGGAAGGUGCUAGCUACUUAACGUCUGACUCAAGCUUUAAUGUACCCAUAAUUUUAAGCACUGAUGGAUUAGAGUCUUUUGCUAAUUCCUCUAUCACAGGAACUGAUGAUGAUCCUUUGAAUGAAGAAGUGAAUGAGAUACAAGCUUUAAGAAAUGAUAUUCAUCAGAGUCUAGAAGAAAGUGAUCUGCAGGAUUCCAUGAACCUUGAUGUUCCACAAGCUGACAAUCCUGUUGAGAAUCUAGAACAAGAAAAUAAAUCUGGACAAGUACAAAAUUUAAAGUACAAGUGCAGCUACUGCCAUAAGCAAUUUGCCAAAAAGUUUUACUGGCAGCAACACGAGCGUUCUCACACGGGUGAAAAGCCAUAUCAAUGCGUAGUAUGUGGUCGCCCAUUCGCCCAAAAGUCCAAUGUGAAGAAGCACAUGUCUUCGCACAAAGUCUGGCCAGGCACAGCAAUACACUCUCUACCUCCAGAGGCACCUGCGGAUGGCAGCAUUGAACGCUCAUACCACUGCCAGUUCUGCAAGGAGAUGUUUGACUCGUACAAGGCUCUCAAAGGCCACCUUAUAGUCUCUCAUCUGACUCUUAAAGUGUACAAGUGUGUGCAGUACGGUUGUGGCUCGAUGUUUGCCGAACUUGAGGAUUUCUUGGAGCACACACGCAGUCACAAACGCUCAGAAUACCGCUGUCACGUUUGCGCUGAAGCUUUUAGCACACUUACAGACCUUGGGUUGCACCAAUACACCCACUCUGUCCAGAAACAGAAGACAACUGAAAAGUACUACUGCUGUUCUAUUUGCAAGUCGUCUUUCUCAAAUCUGGAGGCCUUGCAACAUCAUACGGAAACGACGACCCAUGAUUAUGCCUGCCCGCACUGCGGCAAGAGCUUCCUUAUCGAGAGGUUUCUACGUAGGCAUUUAAAGACUCAUGCCUCUUCCGCUCGUUUUGCUUGCGAGGAUUGCGGAAAAGCUUUUAAGACCGAACAAUAUCUUGCCAAUCACAAGCUCAUACAUAGCGAGGACACGCCCUUCCUAUGUCCAAACUGCCCAGCGCGCUUCAAGCGUAAAGACCGCCUAGGCCGACACAUGCUUAUACACGAUCUCACGAAACGACUCAAAUGCCCGUUCCGUGGACACCUGGGCUGCAUGCGCGAGUUUUCGCGACCAGAUAAGCUUAAACGCCACCUUCUCACUCAUAGUGGACACAGUGCCAAUAGCGGAACUGUUGGAGGUAACAACCAUAACUCUACGAACGGGGCAGUCAGUGGAAGCAGCAAGAGAUUCAGCUGCUUGCAUUGCAACAGACAUUUCCACAGGGCUCAAGCACUUAAGCAUCAUGAGCUUAGCAAACAUGCGCUCAAGUGCGAUCUUUGUUCGCACGCAUUCAAAACAAAAGAUCAGCUGCUGACGCACAACUGCGAGCAAACAACAGAGUCAAAAAAGCACAUUAGCUCGCAGCUGCCGAAGAAGGCCUCCGGGUCGUUUAAGCCACGGAGGCCGACCCCCAAGCGACAGGUUUCCUCUAAAACUACCACUACUACUAAUAAUAAUUUAAGUACUACUGAUAAAGAUAAGGAUAAGUUAAAGGCUGAUGAAAUGCAGAAAAAGACUGUCUCUGAGACACUAAAGCUGAACAAUCGAGAGGAAGAGUUUGAAAUGAAAAUAGAGUGUUUAGAUCUGGAUCUGGAUAUGAGCAACGACAGUUCAUUAACUCUAGAUUCUUAAAAAGCAGAUUAAUCCAUUUUGGAUUUCUCUUUUGUCGGCCGUAAUAAUCAAUAUAUAUGGAAAAAAAAAACAAAGCAAAUCAUGAGUGGAACAAAAAUGAAUGAAAUCUGUAGACUGACUGUUUUAUCAUGUCUACAAGGCGCAUACAGCAUUUUUUAAAAAAAAUUUAGCAUAAAGCAUAUGGUAUUUUGUAGUUUACGUAUCUGUGAUAAUUGUAUUAUAAACUGUAACAAUAUAAGUAACUUAUAUACCAAUA